Messenger RNA from Quercus lobata, 1721 nucleotides. RefSeq names its product protein PIN-LIKES 3-like. Gene Ontology annotation, cellular component: membrane. Lineage: Eukaryota; Viridiplantae; Streptophyta; Magnoliopsida; Fagales; Fagaceae. The coding region runs from base 224 to 1495 and encodes 423 amino acids. Gene Ontology annotation, biological process: endoplasmic reticulum to cytosol auxin transport. The record is from RefSeq and is a predicted model, not a curated record. The transcript has 11 exons.
GUUCAUGGUUUACAGUUUCUGUGUCAUAUGACAGCAAACUUUUCUGAAUCUUUCUUGUUUGGAAAUUCAGAAAAAAAGUUUUUUGAUUCAGAACGACUUUUGGUGCCAGCUCUUAUUAGCUUUGUUCAACCAUUCUUUUAUGUAAGCUCCUGAAGCUGAACAUAUAUGGGUUCAGGUUAAAUGAAUGUGAAGGUCAUUUUCAGAGUUGUGAAGAGAUCUCAACAUGGGCCUUUUGGAGCUCUUCAUCACUGCAUCAAUUCCGGUGUUGAAAACGCUAUUGUUAACCGCACUAGGGUCUUAUCUUGCCCUAGAAAGCGUUGAUAUCUUGGGGGAAGAUGCUAGGAAGCAUUUAAAUACUGUAGUAUUUUAUGUAUUCAAUCCAGCCCUUGUGUCCACCAACCUUGCUAAAACAAUAACAAGCGAGAGCAUGCUUAAGUUGUGGUUCAUGCCAAUCAAUAUCCUCAUCACAUUUAUUAUUGGCUCAGUUCUUGGAUGGAUUCUUGUCAUAAUUACAAGAACCCCUCCACACCUGAGAGGUCUUGUAGUGGGUUGUUGUGCUGCAGGAAAUUUGGGGAACAUUCUUCUCAUUAUGAUCCCAGCUAUUUGCAAAGAAAAAGGAGGGCCAUUUGGAGCUCCUGAUGUCUGUCAUACGUAUGGAAUGGCUUAUGUUUCACUUUCAAUGGCGAUAGGAGCCAUUUAUUUGUGGUCUUACGUGUAUAACAUUGUUCGGCUAUCUUCAAGGAGAAUCACCAGAGAAUCCAGAGGAAAGGACAUCUCUAGAGAAUCCUCCACCUCAGACCUGGGGAGUUGCACGGAGCCACUACUUUCUUCCACCAAGGAAUACUCGAUAUGUGAGGUCCCCAAGGAGUACUCGAUAACUGAGGACCAUGAAGAGCAACAUUCACUGCCCUGCGCUAGAACUGUAACGAAAUCUGAGGUUGCAAUUGCAGAUAAAAUAAAGCAAAAGUUAACAAAGCUAUUUAAAAAGAUUAAUCUGAAGGCAAUAUUUGCACCUUCAACAACUGGAGCGAUUGUUGGGUUCACAAUUGGACUCAUCCCUGAGAUCCGAAAGUUAUUCAUUGGUGAAGUUGCCCCUCUUCGUGUGAUCCAAGACUCUGCUUCCUUGUUGAGUGAUGGAGCCAUCCCAGCUCUCACUCUAAUAGUAGGUGGAAAUCUUCUCAGAGGUUUGCAUGGGUCAGGAAUUAGUAAAUCCCUCAUCUUUGGCAUUGUAGUUGUUCGUUAUAUAGCUCUGCCUCUGACAGGGAUUCUCAUCAUUAGAGGUGCACAUCGAAUUGGUUUGGUGCAUUCUGAUCCAUUGUAUCAGUUUAUUCUUCUGCUCCAAUAUGCAGUCCCUCCUGCUAUGAACAUAGGAGUUAUCACUCAAUUGUUUGGAACCGGAGAGAGUGAAUGUUCUGUAAUCCUGCUGUGGACUUAUUCCUUGGCUUCAGUGUCACUUACUGUUUGGUCAACCUUCUUCAUGUGGCUUGUGUCUUGAAUCUCACAGCUUUCAUUAAAAUGACUUCCACAUCCAGGAAUUGCAGAUUUGCAGCAGAUUUUUAAUUCAGAGAGACAGCUGCGUGUAGCUCAAAGAAGAUUUGAUUGACACACCUUGUAGUUCCACAAAAUUUUGAAAGUAUUGUCUCAUACAGUAUUUGAUAUUCACAUUCAAUUAAUCUAUUUUGAGUAUAGAAGAAAAAAAAGUCAAGAGAAAGUUAAGUAUA